AUGGCCGCUUUUUCUGCCUCGAGUCCCCCUGUGCAGCAGGGGGCGCCCUCGCACCGCUCUCUCUCUUCCCUCCCCCCCCGCAGGCAGGCGCGGGUGGCGGCGGCGCUGGCGGCGAUGCCGGCGCGGGUUCGCGCGUGGCGGGAACAGCGGGAGCGGGAGCGCGCCAAAGCGCGGGAAGCGGCCGAGCGACGACAGCGCCUCCUAGCGGCCGGAGGACCGGAGACGGGAGGAAGCCAGCGCCGAAGCGCCCGCUCCCAGGCGCUGUUGGAGGACCUGGAGCGGCAGCAGCGGAGGGAGGAGAAGCGGCGCCAACGACGGGAGCGCCAAGAGGCCAUGAAGAGCGCCCUGGCGGCGGCCGAGGAGGCGGCGGCGGCGAGGCCGCCCCCUGCUGGCGUCUCUGGAGGCUCCUCCUGACCCCCA
Pezoporus occidentalis (night parrot) is the source of this 420-nucleotide messenger RNA. RefSeq names its product GADD45G interacting protein 1 (gene GADD45GIP1). The record is from RefSeq and is a predicted model, not a curated record. The transcript has a single exon. The coding region runs from base 1 to 414 and encodes 137 amino acids. Gene Ontology annotation, cellular component: nucleus; mitochondrion. NCBI's taxonomy places the organism in Eukaryota, Metazoa, Chordata, Aves, Psittaciformes, Psittacidae.